GAACAGCUGAUAAAUAAGUUGUUUUUCGCCAAACUUUUAUAUCGGAUUAACCUGUUAUCAAAUGAAAAAAUAAAAUUAAUACAUUUAUGUUAUUUUUUGUUAUAAGUUGCAUUUGAGUGUUUGCUUAAAGUAUCGCAAAGAAACAAACAAAUAUGGAAGGUCUGUUUAAUUUUCUUAAGAGCCGACCAGUGUUUUGGGUUAGUGUUACCGGUUCCACGGUGGGAGUGGCUUGUUUUGUUAAGGAUUUAAUGCAAGGUGGCAAAUUUACCAAACCCACUAAAGCAGAUGGAAAAAUUGUAAUUGUAACCGGUUCGAAUACCGGCAUUGGCAAAGAAACUGUACGUGAGCUGGCGAAAAGAGGUGCCACAGUGUAUAUGGCCUGCCGAGAUAUGAAAAAAUGUGAAGAGGCCCGCGAAGAAAUUGUCUUGGAAACAAGAAACAAAUACGUCUAUUGUCGUGAAUGUGAUUUAGCGUCAUUAGAUUCCAUAAGAAAAUUUGCGGAAAAGUUCAAAUCUGAACAAAAUCGUUUGGACAUACUUAUAAAUAAUGCCGGUGUUAUGCGUUGUCCUCGUUCCUUAACCAAAGAAGGCUUUGAAUUGCAAUUGGGUGUCAAUCACAUGGGUCAUUUCUUAUUGACAAAUCUUUUAUUAAAUGAACUAAAAAAAGCAGCCCCUAGUCGCAUUGUUGUAGUUUCCAGUAUGGCCCAUACAAGAGGCGAAAUAAACAUUGGUGAUUUGAAUAGUGAAAAGUCGUAUGAUGAGGGCAAGGCAUACAAUCAAAGUAAAUUGGCAAAUGUUUUGUUUACCAGGGAGUUGGCCAAAAGACUUGAAGGUUCCGGUGUCACUGUAAAUGCUCUACAUCCUGGUGUUGUGGAUACAGAACUCUUCCGCCAUAUGGGCUUUUUUAAUUCAUUCUUUGCUAGUUUGAUUUUUAAACCUCUAUCUUGGCCUUUUCUUAAGACUACUGCAAAUGGUGCCCAGACUACUUUAUACGCCGCCCUAGAUGAGGACCUCAACACAGUCAGUGGUCAAUAUUUUAGCGAUUGCGAUUUGAAGGAUGUGGCACCACAAGCCAAAGAUGAUGCCUUGGCCAAAUGGCUAUGGGCAGUAAGUGAAAAAUGGACGAAAUUGACGCAUUAGUACUGUUAUGUUAGCAGGCAUGCUUCCAAAUUGUUUCUAUACAUAUGUAUGUAUGUUUUUCUAAAAUAUGUUAAGCAUUUUAAAAAUAAAAUUUUAUUUAUGAAAAGA
This is a messenger RNA of Stomoxys calcitrans (stable fly), 1247 nucleotides long. Its product is annotated as retinol dehydrogenase 13. Bases 153 to 1139 code for a protein of 328 amino acids. NCBI's taxonomy places the organism in Eukaryota, Metazoa, Arthropoda, Insecta, Diptera, Muscidae. The record is from RefSeq and is a predicted model, not a curated record. The transcript is spliced from 6 exons.